CUCAUCGGCUGCUUUCCGAAUAGCCUAUUCGUUUUAAUAAGGUUCUUCACCUGCAGAUAUCCCGACCCACCUUUCACCAUAGAAACCAGUCAUGCUUCAGUCAGGCUUCAGUCAGGCUUCAGUCAGGCUUCAGUCAGGCUUCAUCUCCGACCGCAGGGGUAAUCGGGUACUCGGUGUUCAUGGAUCCGUGGUAAGGCCAUUUCUCACGAACAAUCAACUUGUUGAAAUGCACCAGGACAGAGAAUCUGGUUCACCGCAUCCAGACCACCCAAAAUGUAUAAGUACGCCCGUCACUGGCGCUGUCGAGGAUAUCAGUUCGUCCAUCAUCUACAACAGGCCCAGUGAGAGUAUUGAUCACCCAUUGCACGUGUCGUAAUAUAGAUAAAUAUUUUUUCGCCAUGGAGGAACCGACCUACGAUCCAAGGUGUGUGUGUACUGAAGUUGGCAUAGCAGAACGCAUCUAACUUACUAAUUCCCCUUUACGACAACAGCCGCCCCCUUGCGACUACCACCCUCGUC
Aspergillus caelatus is the source of this 519-nucleotide messenger RNA. RefSeq lists its product as uncharacterized. The record is from RefSeq and is a predicted model, not a curated record. Lineage: Eukaryota; Fungi; Ascomycota; Eurotiomycetes; Eurotiales; Aspergillaceae. The coding region runs from base 92 to 376 and encodes 94 amino acids. The transcript has a single exon.